AUGGACUGGUUCCGUAUGGCCUUGGAUCACUGUUCUCUCCGUGAUUUGGGUUUCCUAGGUCCUCAGUUUACUUGGCAUAAGCUUUUUAUGGAUGGCAGAAGCAUUCGAUCCAAGUUAGAUAGAGCAUUGGUUUCUUCUAGUUGGCUUGGUAAGUUUUCUAAUGCCAUAUUGUAUCAUAUUUCGAACUCUGCCUCUAACCACUGCAUUCUAAGUCUUCGGUUAGGUCUAGUGCGUGUUCCUUUCAAGGGUCAAUCUAAACAGUUCCGUUUCGAAGCUAUGUGGCUUCGUGAUCCUAAGUGUCAAGAUGUCGUCUCAGAGGCUUGGGAGAGAGGUCUUAUGUCCAGUUUGGGUUGCCCAUUAUCUAACUGUUUGCAGGCUUGUCAAGAGGACCUCACGGGUUGGAAUAAGAAGGAAUUUAGGCAUGUAGGGCGCCGGAUUGCCCAGUUGCAGACAAAGCUCCAAACCGUGGAGGCUUCAGGCACAGCAACUAGUGAGGAGAUUCGGUCAGCCAGAUCAGACUUGAAGUUGUGGCUGGAUGCUAAGGAGACCAUGUGGAAGCAGUGGUCUCACAACACGUAG
This is a messenger RNA of Quercus lobata, 579 nucleotides long. RefSeq lists its product as uncharacterized. Bases 1 to 579 code for a protein of 192 amino acids. The transcript has a single exon. The record is from RefSeq and is a predicted model, not a curated record. Lineage: Eukaryota; Viridiplantae; Streptophyta; Magnoliopsida; Fagales; Fagaceae.